Beta vulgaris subsp. vulgaris (sugar beet) is the source of this 1940-nucleotide messenger RNA. RefSeq lists its product as hypothetical. The record is from RefSeq and is a predicted model, not a curated record. The coding region runs from base 84 to 1583 and encodes 499 amino acids. The transcript is spliced from 3 exons. Gene Ontology annotation, cellular component: extracellular region. Lineage: Eukaryota; Viridiplantae; Streptophyta; Magnoliopsida; Caryophyllales; Amaranthaceae.
GUUGAAUAGAUUUUGAAGUGAGGCAAAACUAAACUACCAUAACUAAAAAGAAAAGAAAGGAAAAACAGAAUUGUGCAGAAGGAAUGGCUUUGCUGCCAAGGUUCAUAUCUUUGGGAUUCCAGGGGAAAUACUUAGAGUGUGUUGCGGGAGGAGGAGACUCAAACGGGCUGAUACAACUUUCAGGUGAGGACGCAUUGAGCCCCAAGGCGAGGAUUGAAGUGGAGAAGGCAUUGAGCUCGGAUGAAUUGGUGCACUUAAAGUGUUGUUACACAAAUAAGUACCUGAGGAGGAGGUCAGAGAGUGAUGACUCAAUUGCUGCUGUCGCCACUGAACCAGAGGAGGACCAAUCUAAAUGGUCCUGCACUUUGUUCCGACCACGACCUCGAUCUCCACCACUUGAAACUGAGUCUGACUCGGCGCUGCAGCCUAUAUCAUCAGAUACAUAUGCUUUUGAUUUUGAGAUAAUGGCACCUCCUCCUCCUCAUCAUCCUAAUGGUGGAGGUCCCUAUUAUCUUUUCAGCCCAGUUUUGCAGGGAAAAAAGGAAAGUGAAGAUGCUCUGGUAGAAGUCAGUGAUCAAUAUCACCUCAAGAUGAGCUCCAAUACUUCCGAAGCAGCAUUCACAGUCACAGACACGCAAGCGGUGGUCCAACUGCCGCGGUUCGUAAUUUUCAAGGCAGACAACGGCAGGUACUUGUGGCAAGUGCAACUGCAAGGUACUCACCAUUUUACAUUUGCAGUUAUUGAAGAGGAUUAUCUGGAUGCUGCAGUGUUCGAGGUUUUCAGGAUGACUGAUGGCUCUGUUCGCCUUCGUCUCUGCUUCGCUCUCUCUGAGAACAUAUUUCUGGGGUUGAACGGUUCAAAUAUCAUGCUUGAAUUCUCGGGUAUCAAUGAUCUCUAUGACCUUCGAGGUCGGUUCCGCCCCGUGAAGCUAGGCUCAGAUACGAAUGGUAUUGGUCUCAGAGUACUAUCCAACAACUGUUGGUGCAAGAGACAUACCACAACUGGUAACCUUGUUGCGACAUCAAAUCAGGUUGAAGCAACUGCUGUGUUGCAGUUUGAGGAAGCCGUUGGUACACGAUCUGUGUAUGAGAUAAACUACCGAAUGCAGGAUGCAAAGCUCUAUGACUUCGCUCCGGUUACAUCAGUCACCAAGGACGUCAAGAACGCAUCUCAAACCACCCAAGCCGGAGAAUUGACCUUCAGCUACACUGAAACCAAGAGCGAGAGCUGGGGAAACAUGGAUUCAUGGGGUGUAGGUGUCACAGUGAGUAUGAAAGCGCGAAUACCCUUUGUCGGAGGACUCGAGGUUAGCACUGGAGCCGAAUAUGAGGGGGAGUAUCAGUGGGGGGAAACCAAAGAAACAGAACAGGAAAUUGCCACACAACUACAAGUUGAGGUACCACCCAUGAGUAGGACCCAAGUCACCAUGAUCGUAUCGAGGGGUACCCUUGAGGUACCCUUCUCCUACACUCAGCGUGACACUCUUUAUAAUGGUCAGCUCAUCGUUACUGAAGUUGAUGGCGGCAUUUUCUCUGGUGUCAAUACCUAUGUUUCCUAUGAAACUACUGAAAAAAGUCUUUGAUACUAUAUUCAGCUUCUUGUCCUUUCAUUAUCGUUGCUUAAUCUUUCAGUAUCUGUAUCUGUCCAAUUGUACGAUCAACUUCGAUGUUUCCUACCUACGUUUAAAGUAUUCCCCUCCGGUUAAAUAAAAGUUAAACUAUAUGGAGCCAGGAGCCAUCCACUGUGUUUCACUUUUCAUGUCUGUUAAUGAUGGUAUUUAUGUAUUGGGUAUUCCUGAUCCUUCUUCAGGCCCGUUCUCGACAAUUUGUGGCUCACUUCUAGUAAAGCUUUACUUUACUUUGAUAUAUAUUCUCAUCAAAUAUCAAUAAUCCAUUAUAUAUAAAUCUUACAUUUUAUAAUAUUUAUCACAAGUUUUGAA